This is a messenger RNA of Sphaerulina musiva SO2202, 2781 nucleotides long. Its product is annotated as GDA1_CD39-domain-containing protein. Gene Ontology annotation, biological process: nucleoside diphosphate catabolic process. The coding region runs from base 194 to 2374 and encodes 726 amino acids. Gene Ontology annotation, molecular function: nucleoside diphosphate phosphatase activity. Gene Ontology annotation, cellular component: membrane. The record is from RefSeq and is a predicted model, not a curated record. NCBI's taxonomy places the organism in Eukaryota, Fungi, Ascomycota, Dothideomycetes, Mycosphaerellales, Mycosphaerellaceae. The transcript has a single exon.
ACCGCCACCACCACCACCACAACAGUCGCUACAAUCACACUACAUCCCCUUCGCGUGGCUGCUGAGCAAACAGCACGCGCAUAAUGCAUCACAUCCACCACUAAUUACUACCUAAUACCCGAACCAUACGAACGACGGGAAACCGACCACCACAAUCGCGAAACCACAAUCGACCGCGAAUAAGGAAGGAAAGAUGGGGAAACACAGGUACGGCCUGGUCUUCGAUGCAGGCUCGUCAGGCACGCGAGUCUACGUCUAUAAAUGGGACUCAGCCGAGCAUGUGUUGAAGAAGGGACACGAAAAGAAGUUGCAGAGUCUCCCGGAUAUCAAGACAGAUAAGGAAUGGAUCAAGAAGGUGCAUCCAGGCAUAUCGACUUUUGGAGACCGACCCGAGUCCGUUGGCCCGGAUCAUUUGAAGGAGCUGGUAGACUUUGCGCUGGACAUUGUUCCAAAGAAGGAUGUCGAGAGCACGCCGAUAUUUCUUCUGGCCACUGCCGGAAUGCGAUUACUGCCCGAUCAUCAACGCGCUGCAUUGCUGGAGCACACGUGUUCUUACUUUCAACGCAACACCAAGUUUCAGCUGCCGGAUUGUGGAGUACACGUACAAGUGAUACCAGGCGAAACGGAGGGUCUGUAUGGCUGGAUUGCGGCGAAUUACUUGCUAGGAGGCUUCGACAAACCGGAUGUUCAUGUUCAUGGCAAAGAUCACCAUACUUACGGCUUCCUGGAUAUGGGUGGGGCCUCGGCACAGAUUGCAUUCGCGCCCAAUGCCACGGAGGCGGAGAAACAUGCAGAUGAUCUCAAACUGUUGAGACUACGAAAAGUGAAUGGCGAGUCGCUGGAGUAUCGAGUGUUUGUCACGACAUGGCUAGGCUUUGGGGCCAACGAGGCUCGGAGACGAUACGUGACGCGACUGCUGGAGGCCUCCCCUGGUGUCGAUGAGCUCCCGGAUCCGUGCUUGCCCGUCGGCAUCAAGGUGAAGAAGACAGGAGAGGAGCUCGAGCCUGGAUCGAAAGACAUCGCGCUUGCAGAACCACAUUUGAUUGGCACGGGUGACUUCACGGAAUGCCUGAAGAGCACGUACCCGCUCUUGGAAAAGGAAAAAGAGUGUACAGAUACGCCAUGUCUACUCAAUGGACAGCACACGCCCGCCAUCGACUUCGAUGUGAAUCACUUCGUUGGCGUGUCUGAGUACUGGCAUACCACCCACGAGAUCUUCGCAAUGGCACACAAGGACAAAGCGUACGACUUUGCGAGCUAUCAAAAGCAAGUCACACAAUUCUGCUCACGCAAGUGGAUCGACAUCGAGAAAGACGUGGCGAAGGAAACUUGGGGGCACAAAGUGGAUGAGAAGACGGUGGAAGAAGUGUGUUUCAAGGCCAGCUGGCUAAUCAACAUGCUACACGACGGUAUUGGGAUUCCCCGAGUCGGCAUCGAAGCGAGUAAAGGCGGUGCGGGGAACAAGACAAAAGCUAUUGUGAGCAGUGCGAAAGAUCAUGGCUUUGUCGACCCCUUCCAAGCGGUCGACAAAAUCGAUGGCAAAGAGCUCAGCUGGACGCUCGGCAAGAUUGUGCUCUACGCAUCUUCACAGAUUCCAGCCAUAGACGAGACGAAAGUGGUGGGCUUUGGCAGUAAUGUCGAAAGUAGCACCGCUGUGCCAUACGACUGGCAGUCUCCCGCUGGAUCUCUCCAACCUUUGCCUGCCAACGGGACUGGCAGCCUGCAAAAUGGCGACGACUGGCACGAUCGCAUACUAUCGAGCAACUACGGUCGUCGAGGCCCGGGCAUCAUCAUCUUCCUGCUCAUCUUCGCAGUUGCAGUCUACCUCCUUUGUGGUCGCGAAAGAAGACAAUCAUGGUACCAAAAAGUCACUGGAGGGAAGCGUCCUGGAGGAGGAAAACCACUCCGUCCCAAGGCCAAUCGAUUUCUGGGAGGUAAACUCUUCGGUGGCUCUCCCACGUAUGAACGAGUGCUAGAAGAAGGCAACGAUAAUGAAUACGACGACUUUGAACUCGCAGAUGUCUCGGAUGGAGAGCGAUUAUCCGACUCCAGCCUGGAUAGUGCAUUGGACUCUACACGUGCUGGCCGUACUUCUGGAAUGGCCACACCUGGUCUGCGAGGGCUGUCACCUGACAUUGCGAGAGGGUCGCCAAAGAUAUCAAAAGGCUACUUUGACACCCCUGCUGUUGGUGCUGAACGCGUGGGGAGCUCGCAUGGCUUGGGUAUCGCGAACCCUCCGACACCUUUCGAGAGGGGCGGCUUGAUUAUCCGAACUGAGAGUAAGGAGAGUCUCCGGGCGCCGAGUCGCAGUCGAAGGAACAGCCCGACGAGACGAAGCCCGCUAAUGAGUCCUUUAAAGGAGAGUGUCGAUUGAUUGGUUUUUGAUCAUGCAUUUUCAUUCGAGCACAGGUGUUGGACAGGAGUUCUUUUUGGCUGGGGGCACAUCACACCACUGAGCCCCCGGUGUGCUGCUUGAUUGUGAAUUUUGAGAUUUGAACGAAGAAAAGACAUGAGAUCAACGACACACAGAAGAAUCACAUUAGGCGCUCAUAUGCUCGUGUGAUGAGAGAGGAAGGAGCGCAUGCAGCAGCAGAAAUGGCAUGUACAAGCUUCUUUCUUCUUCUACCUGAUGCACACACAGGUUUUUAUGUUAGACUACCUUAUCGCUUUUACUUUUACCUCAUUGCCAAGCUAAGGUAUUUAAUCAAAAAAACACCUACCUAGCAAAUGGCUUGAGAGGUCUUUAUAAUAUCACAUAUCAAAUGAUAUCACUUACUUCGA